ACGGCAACCUUGCGUCCGUAUCUCAAUGCUGUGCGUGCCACGCUGCAGGCUGCUCUCUGCCUGGAGAAUUUCUCCUCACAGGUGGUGGAAAGACACAACAAACCAGAAGUGGAGGUCAGGAGCAGUAAAGAGUUGCUCCUCCAACCAGUCAUCAUCAGUCGUAAUGAGAAGGAGAAGGUACUGAUCGAGGGCUCCAUCAACUCUGUCAGGGUCAGCAUCGCUGUCAAGCAGGCAGAUGAGAUCGAGAAGAUUUUGUGCCACAAGUUCAUGCGUUUUAUGAUGAUGAGAGCAGAAAACUUCUUCAUCCUGAGGAGGAAACCAGUGGAGGGCUACGACAUCAGUUUCCUCAUCACCAACUUCCACACCGAACAGAUGUACAAACACAAACUAGUGGACUUUGUGAUUCAUUUCAUGGAGGAAAUUGAUAAAGAGAUCAGUGAAAUGAAACUCUCGGUGAACGCCAGGGCUCGAAUCGUCGCCGAAGAGUUCCUCAAAAACUUCUGAAAGAGGAAACUCUGGUACACAUUCCUUUUGCAAUCACUGUGGAGCGUUUCCCGUUGCUGAGCAGAUCCUCACAGAUGUGAUCAGACAAGAGAAGAAACAUGAGACGUACAGUAAGACUGUACAGACCAACACGGUUCAAGACUUUAGUCUGAAAAUGACCUUGUGCUCAAAGUAUUGAUGUUUGUACAUAAUGAAUAUUCACAUUUUAAACCUGCUUUUGGAACGCUGGAGAUCAGGGCGGUCAUUAGAGAAAAUAUUUAUCAAUGUGCAGGAUAAAGUUUUUGCUUUUAGAUCAUUUAAACGUUUUUAAAGUUCUAUAAAUACACUUAUUAUAUGCACAUAAAUUUCAGUUUGCUGUGCUUUGUUACAACAAACUCCAAAGGCAAUCAUGUUUUUUCACAACACAAAUGGAACUGAAUAAAAACUAACUUGCAUUUUA
Messenger RNA from Nothobranchius furzeri (turquoise killifish), 943 nucleotides. Lineage: Eukaryota; Metazoa; Chordata; Actinopteri; Cyprinodontiformes; Nothobranchiidae. The record is from RefSeq and is a predicted model, not a curated record.